AUGCCGCCCCGCUCACACCGGCCGUGCACGGCGCGGCCGCUCCCUCUCGGCGCUGCUCGCACGCCGCCCUCACCGCACGGCCCCUUCCGGCGGCGCUACGGCGGCCGCGGCGGGACAGACCCGGCUCCCCGAGCGCAGGCGCGGAGGGGAGCGGAGGCCGGGCCGAUGCGGGGCCUGGCGCGACCGGCGCUGCGGGCGCGAUGGUGCCGCUCGCUCUGGGCGCUGCCGGCAAGGGCCGCCGCCAACGCCGCUUCUUCGCCUCCUCCUCAUCCUCCUCCUCUCGCCGGAGCCUCGCCGGGCGCGCUGAACCCGUUCGACCGGCGGCUGAAGCGGAAGCAGAAGAACUGGGCGGCGCUGCAGGCCGAGCCCGCCAAGUGCGAUUACCUGCGGGAGGAGGUCGGCGGCAGGAUCGCGGACCGGGUGUUUGACAUCACCAGAACGUUUCCUCUGGCUUUGGAUGUUGGCUCUGGAAGAGGUUACAUAGCUCAGCACUUAACCAAGGAAACAGUUGAAAAACUUAUUCAAGUUGAUAUUGCAGAGAAUGCUUUAAAAAAUGCUAUAGAAUCUGAAAUCCCAACGAUCAAGGUUGUAGCUGAUGAGGAAUUCCUUCCUUUCAAAGAAGAUACAUUUGAUCUUGUUGUCAGCAGCUUAAGUUUGCAUUGGGUGAAUGAUCUUCCUAAAGCUUUCAAAGAGAUCCACCAGGUGCUGAAGCCCGAUGGAGUGUUCAUUGGAGCCAUGUUUGGGGGGGACACCCUGUACGAGCUGCGCUGCUCCCUGCAGCUGGCUGAGCUGGAGAGGGAAGGGGGCUUCUCUCCUCACGUGUCACCCUUCACUGCUGUUGCUGAUCUGGGACAUCUCCUCUCCAGGGCUGGCUUUAACACCCUCACUGUGGAUACUGAUGAAAUCCAAGUGAACUACCCAGGGUUAUUUGAGGUUAUGGAAGACUUACAAGGUAUGGGGGAGAGUAAUUGCUCUUGGAAUAGAAAACCUCUGCUGCACAGGGAGACAAUGCUGGCAGCUGCUGCAAUAUACCAAGAAAUGUAUGGGAACAGCAAUGGCUCUGUACCUGCCACCUUUCAGAUCUACUACAUGAUUGGCUGGAAAUACCAUGAAUCACAGGCAAAACCAGCCCAGCGAGGUUCUGCAACAGUUUCAUUUGGAGACCUGGCAAAAAUAGAAGGACUUCUUAAAAGAGGAAAAAAAUAGUUGUUCUUCAGAAAUAAUAGUUGUCUUGAAACUUCUAUAAAAGUUUUAAUUGCAGACAGUCUUCACUUGUGCUUAUGUAGUGAUGACAUCCUGAAAUGAUAAUAAAGUAUCCACUAUAGAGCUUUUUGUACUGUGCCACAGCAUUAUCUGUGUGAAAUGGUGUUCAUUUUUUAUUUCUAGGUAAAUAGUUGAACAUUUUGCUUUCUCAAGUCUUUGAGAGAGUAAUUCAACUCUCAACUUUUUAUUAAAUUUACUGUUUUCAAACAUAA
Molecule: messenger RNA, 1475 nt
Organism: Melozone crissalis (California towhee)
Lineage: Eukaryota; Metazoa; Chordata; Aves; Passeriformes; Passerellidae
Gene: NDUFAF5
Product: NADH:ubiquinone oxidoreductase complex assembly factor 5
Exons: 11
Coding region: 1-1206 (401 amino acids)
Biological process (GO): mitochondrial respiratory chain complex I assembly
Cellular component (GO): mitochondrion
Molecular function (GO): S-adenosylmethionine-dependent methyltransferase activity
Source: RefSeq, a predicted model, not a curated record